Molecule: messenger RNA, 1652 nt
Organism: Folsomia candida
Lineage: Eukaryota; Metazoa; Arthropoda; Collembola; Entomobryomorpha; Isotomidae
Exons: 4
Coding region: 537-1481 (314 amino acids)
Source: RefSeq, a predicted model, not a curated record
UACGUUACCAAGCUGCUUGAAAAUUACCUUCAAAUCGCGCUAUAAUAACAAAUUGAUCUUGAUGAUUAUCAAAAAUUUCUUAUCUUUUGAGAUCCAUCUUCUACAAAGUCGUGUUCAAAGUAUAUAAUCAAUUUUAAACAUGGGACCAAAGCCUCCUCAAGAGGAUACAAUUCCAUCUUCGAAAAAUCCGAAAAACGUCGACUUUUUCGUAAAUGAUGGUCCCCUUUACGACGAGGAUGUUGACUUUAGCGAAAUGAAUACCGAAAUUGACGAGGAUGAAAAAUUACUGAACGACACGGUUGCAAAAACGCGUGCAUCCAUCAUUCCGAAACGACCCACCCCCAAAGCGGAAAGGAAAUGGUGUCAAUAUUUUCCAUGCUGUUUAAAACUCCCGUUGGAAAUUGGGAUUCAAAUAUUAUGCGUUUUGGACUUGGUAAAAAAAAAACAUAAAAUUCAUAAUUUGACAUGAUUUCAAUUUAACAAUUUUACAGAUUUACUGCAUACUUUCCCUCGUUUUAUGGUCAACCUUCCUCGGAAUGGACUUAUUCGCUCACAAAUUGUCCGAGUUGAACCAAACAGAUCGUUUCAGACCACCGGAUAACUCUGGACCUGUUAUAGGUGACCCGUUCGAGACCUCAACUACGACCGCCAAGCCUCCAUGGACGCUGAGAACGGAAACCACAGAAAUUCCAAAGUAUGACCUUGACGUAGUGGAUUCAGACAUUUUGAGCAAACAGUACUCUAAAAUUGCAAGAAUAACGGUGGCUCGACACGAAGCGAUCGAACGGGCGUGUGGUCACCACUAUUUAAUUAAAUACUUGUUCAUGCAUGAGUUAAUGCAGACGAGAGAAAUUUGGCAGGAUUUUAUUUGGACGGCAAUAAUUGGAGAGCUAAUUUUCCUUCUGACUGCCGUUUUGACGUUGAUGUGCGUCUGUUGUUUUAUUGAACACCGUGGGGCAAAACUGCUCGUCAUGAUAUUAUGGUGGCUUGAAUGGAUUCCCAUUUUUCUGCAUUAUGACGCACUCAUUCGGAGUCAAAGUAAACGGCUUUGCAUUUUAGAGAAUGCAUCGGCCUACAUCAAGGGACAGUUAUUUUUUCUAAUUUUCCUCGUUAUUCGUGCCAUGAUGUUUAAGCCGUACCAACUUUUGGUGCACUUUUGCUACAUUAAGGAACUCCUCGUUUACGGGUACCUGAAGGACGAGUCGAUCAAUUCCAUCGAGGAAUCGCAAUACGCUCAGAAAUAUUUCCAACCAUUUUACGACUUGGAGGAAGAUCGAGAGAGUGGGAAUGUGGACGCUUAUAAAAAUACGGACACCACAGUUUCCGUAGGUUUCGAUACGAUUAUUCCGGCGGAAGUGGCUAACGUUCAAAAUAAAGUAAUGACCAAUCAAGAUGACCCAUUCUCGAUACGUAAUCAAGAAAUUAUAGCCGUCCAGUCGGGAAAAAUUGAGCAAAAUAUCAAAUCCGUUCGACACUUUUGAAAAAUUCGGAGUGUAUUAAAUACAAUUAAAUGUGUAUAGAUUUGCUAUUUAGCAAAUCUAUUACUUGAUUAGUAUUUAAAUACUAAUCAAGUAAUAGUACUAGGAAUUAAGAAUAUAUAUAAAAUAUUUGUAAUUGAGACCUUUAAUUAUCAUGCUUUAUGACUUAUCAUC